AUGGCCCACAAGGACACCCUCUUCCGCUCGGCGAGCAUGUCCCUCACGCAGCUCUACAUCUCCAACGAGAUUGGCAGGGAGGUCGUGUCUGCCCUGGGCGAGAUUGGAGUUGUCCAAUUCCGCGACCUCAACAAGGAAACCACGGCAUUCCAGCGAACCUUUACCAAGGAAAUCCGCCGUCUCGACAAUGUCGAGCGACAACUGCGCUACUUCAAGUCUCAGAUGGAGAAGUCGGGCAUCGAGAUGCGGAGCCACUGGGACUUUGACGAGAAUAUGCUUGCAGCACCACAGGCCAGCGAGAUUGAUGAACUUGCGGAAAGAUCGGAGGCUCUCGAACAACGCGUUAGCAACUUGAACGACAGCUACGAGACACUUAAGAGGCGGGAGGUCGAGCUGACCGAGUGGCGUUGGGUCCUGAAGGAGGCAGGAGGAUUCUUUGACAGGGCACAUGGACAGACAGAAGAUAUCCGACAAAGUACCGAUGAUGACGAUGCUCCUCUGCUGCGCAACACCGAGGCUGAAGAAGGCAGAGCUAAUGGCGAUGUCGCUCAACAGCAGAGCUUCGCAGUCAUGAAUAUCGGCUUCGUCGCAGGAGUCAUCCCUCGUGAGCGACUGGCCGCUUUUGAGCGCAUCUUGUGGAGAACCCUGCGUGGCAAUCUCUACAUGAACCAGUCUGAAAUCCCGGAGCCCAUUAUCAACCCGGAGAACAAUGAGGAGAUCAGGAAAAAUGUCUUCGUCAUUUUUGCUCAUGGCAAGGAGAUCAUCGCAAAGAUCAGGAAGAUCUCCGAGUCACUCGGUGCCGACCUUUACAACGUCGACGAGAGCAGUGACCUCCGACGAGACCAGAUCCACGAAGUCAAUACCCGCCUCAGCGACCUCGCCAGCGUCCUCCGCAAUACCAAGAACACCCUCGAUGCGGAGCUCAGUGCCAUUGCCCGAUCGCUCGCUGCAUGGCUGAUUGUUAUCAAGAAAGAGAAGGCCGUCUACAACGCUUUGAACAUGUGCUCGUAUGAUCAAGCGAGGAAGACCUUGAUCGCCGAGGCUUGGUGCCCUACCAACACUCUGCCACAGAUUCGAGCCACCUUACAAGAUGUCAACGAUCGCGCUGGACUCUCUGUGCCUACUAUCGUCAACCAGAUCAAGACCAACAAGACACCUCCCACGUAUAACAAGACCAACAAAUUCACCGAAGGCUUCCAGACCAUCAUUAACGCCUACGGCACGGCCAAAUACCAAGAAGUCAAUCCGGGUCUCUACACCAUUGUCACCUUCCCCUUCCUGUUCGCCGUCAUGUUCGGUGAUUUUGGUCAUGGUUGCUUGAUGGCAAUGGCUGCAGCCGCCAUGAUCUACUGGGAGAAGCCCCUGCUGCGAUCUAAGCAGGAUGAACUUUUCGCAAUGGCUUUCUAUGGUCGAUACAUCAUGUUGAUGAUGGGUAUCUUCUCCAUGUAUACGGGUCUCAUCUACAACGACGUCUUUUCCAAGGCCUUUACACCAUUCGCCUCGGCAUGGGAAUACCUUGAAGAUGGACGGCCUGAAGUCACUGCUCAUCUCAAAGGCAGCUAUCGGUACCCUUUCGGUCUGGACUGGGCCUGGCACGGUUCCGAAAACGAUCUGCUCUUCAGCAACAGUUUGAAGAUGAAGUUGUCCAUCUUGAUGGGUUGGGCUCACAUGACCUACGCUCUUUGUUUCUCCUACAUUAACGCUCGUCACUUCAAGUCGCCCAUCGACAUCUGGGGCAACUUCGUGCCUGGGAUGAUCUUCUUCCAAGCCAUCUUCGGAUACCUCAGCUUUUGCAUCGUCUUCAAAUGGUCGAUUGAUUGGUCAGCAGAGGGACGGAAUCCGCCUUCCCUGCUCAACAUGCUGAUCCAAAUGUUCUUGGCACCCGGGACUGUAGAGGACGGCGAGCAGCUGUACUCAGGACAAGCAGGCGUGCAAGUAUUCUUGCUCCUCAUUGCUGUUGUCAACGUGCCUAUUCUGCUCCUUCUGAAGCCGCUGUAUCUCCGGUGGCAACAUCAGAAGACUGCGGCACAGGGCUACCGUGGUAUUGGAGAUACGAGCCACGUCACGCAUGCUACAGAUCUGGACGAUGACGAUGAGAACCACCACCCCAAUGACCGCCACGCGAAUGGUCGACCGAGCGAGGAUGACGAUGAAGGUGCCAUGAUCACAGAGAACAUCGGAGAUGAAGAAGAAGAGGAAUUUGAGUUCUCAGAAGUCAUGAUCCACCAGACAAUCCACACGAUCGAAUUCUGCCUCAACUGCGUCUCCCACACAGCCUCGUAUCUCCGUCUCUGGGCGUUGUCACUUGCACAUCAGCAGCUCUCCGUCGUGCUUUGGAAUAUGACGCUGGCUAAUGCCUUUGGCGCCGCCAGCGCCGGAGCGCGCGUGGUCAUGAUUGUUGUAACCUUCUUUUUCUGGUUCGUCUUGACGAUUGCGGUCUUGUGCGUCAUGGAAGGCACGAGUGCGAUGUUGCAUUCACUCAGAUUGCAUUGGGUGGAAGCUAUGAGUAAGCAUUUCGUGGGCGAAGGUGUGCCCUUCGAGCCGUUUAGUUUCAAACUGUUGUUGGAGGAAGAGCCUGUAGAUUGA
This is a messenger RNA of Cladophialophora yegresii CBS 114405, 2586 nucleotides long. Its product is annotated as V-type proton ATPase subunit A. The record is from RefSeq and is a predicted model, not a curated record. Gene Ontology annotation, biological process: proton transmembrane transport; vacuolar acidification. Bases 1 to 2586 code for a protein of 861 amino acids. Gene Ontology annotation, cellular component: vacuolar proton-transporting V-type ATPase complex; fungal-type vacuole membrane; vacuolar proton-transporting V-type ATPase, V0 domain. The transcript has 2 exons. Gene Ontology annotation, molecular function: proton-transporting ATPase activity, rotational mechanism; ATPase binding. Lineage: Eukaryota; Fungi; Ascomycota; Eurotiomycetes; Chaetothyriales; Herpotrichiellaceae.